Messenger RNA from Colletotrichum truncatum, 2373 nucleotides. Its product is annotated as phosphatidylinositol 4-kinase. Gene Ontology annotation, cellular component: endosome; plasma membrane; lysosomal membrane. Gene Ontology annotation, biological process: endosome organization; Golgi organization; phosphatidylinositol phosphate biosynthetic process. Gene Ontology annotation, molecular function: 1-phosphatidylinositol 4-kinase activity. Lineage: Eukaryota; Fungi; Ascomycota; Sordariomycetes; Glomerellales; Glomerellaceae. The record is from RefSeq and is a predicted model, not a curated record.
AUGCCCCGUUCCAGGCCGGCAACGACGGGAUAUGAGCGUCUGGCUCAGGCCGAUGCUCUCUCCUCCGACUCCGAAGACGAUGACCCUUUGACCCAGUCUUAUGCCUCCCUCCAGCCGCCCGCUGCCCCUCGCUUCGCCCCCAUCUCCCAGCCGCGCCCCCGCUCGGGCAUGACGACCCCGAAACCCGUCUCCAUCUCCGCCUCCGGCCCCUCUGCAAGACCGAGAAACCGGCGCCGCGUCGGGAGCAACUCGGGCGUUGACCUCAAAGCCAUCAACGCCCGCCUCGAGCGCUGGGCCGACGAGAUCGCCAGUCGCUUCAAGCGCACCAAGGGUCGCGGUAAGGUCGGCGAAGAGGAGCGUCUCGAGAUUCACCACUCCGUCUUUCAGGCUCCCGAGGGCGUCCGGCCCAUCACACCAGAGGGACUGGCAGUGCCGCAGGAUGUUAUGACAAAAGCUCAAUUCGAUGAGAUCAUCGGCAGCGUUAGGCAGGCCAUCCUCCAGGGAACUCAUCCCCGCAUGAUCUCCCAGGGAAGCUCCGGCAGUUACUUCGCUCGAAACACGGAGGGCAAGGUCGUGGGCGUUUUUAAGCCCAAGGAUGAGGAGCCAUAUGCGGCUGGCAAUCCCAAGUGGAACAAGUGGAUUCAUCGUAACCUGUUCCCGUGUUGCUUCGGGCGAGCAUGCCUCAUUCCCAAUCUUUCAUACGUCAGCGAAGCGGCAGCAUAUACCCUCGAUUGUCAACUACGCACCCACAUGGUUCCAUAUACGGACGUUGUAUGGCUCUCCUCGAAAUCCUUUCACUACCCUUUCUGGGAUCGCCGUAACUACUACCGGAAACAAAAGCCUCUCCCAGAAAAGCCGGGAAGCUUCCAAGUCUUCCUCAAGGGCUUCAAGGACGCCAAUGUAUUCUUGAGAGAACAUCCCUGGCCAGACCAGUACUGGUCCGGGUUUAGGGCUAACGACCCGCAUCGCAAGCGUAGAAGGAGAUGGGCGGAUAACUGCCGGCCAAGUAGGGGCGCUGCUUUGGAUGACAUCGAGAGUGACGAUGAAGACAGGCAGGAAGAGCUGCCCCUGGGCCCCGAUAACUUUAUAUGGACUGAAACGCUCAAGCAGUCCUUCAGGGAAGAGCUAGAAAAGCUGGUUAUUCUGGACUACAUUAUGCGAAAUACAGAUCGUGGUCUGGACAACUGGAUGAUCAAGGUGGACUGGAGCACUCAGCAGGUUUCGAUUGCGUCUGAGCCGCUCCAGAUGCACAUGGAGACUGGACCGUCUGAGGAGGAAGGACCGCGGCCGGUAGAUUUGAGCCAGCGGCCAUCGCCGAACCGCUCUUCGUACCCUUAUAAGACGCAGCAGCCCAUGAAGGCAUCGAGCCCGGCACCCCGCACGCAGGACCCAAAAAUCACCAUUGGUGCUAUUGACAACUCACUCUCCUGGCCAUGGAAACAUCCAGACGCAUGGCGAAGCUUCCCGUUUGGAUGGCUCUUUCUACCGGUUGAUCUCAUCGGCAGGCCGUUUUCGCAAAAGACACGGGACCAUUUCCUUCCACUUCUAACCUCGACGCACUGGUGGAGCCAGACGCAGCUGGCGCUGCGAAAGGUGUUCCAGCUAGAUCCUGAUUUCCAGGAAAAGAUGUUUGCUCGGCAAAUCGCCGUGAUGAAGGGCCAGGCGUGGAAUGUCGUCGAGACACUCAAGACACCGGACCAUGGCCCCCUGGAGCUCACUCGUCGCGCCAAGGUCUGCGUUUGGGACGACCUCGUCGACGUCCCCGUCGCGGUGCCAAUGCGGGUCACUUCAUCCGAGAUGAUGCGCCAUGAGGCAGAGCUCCGUCGGUCCAUUGACGAGGGUGAUAUUGGCGAGGCCAACUCGUCACACGCGCCUCCGCAUCGCCCAGACGAAGACCUGCUCGGCUUCGCCAGCCCCCCGGCCGACAUGCCUCACCCGGGCAGGUUUGAGAUGGCGAUAAGCCCGACGGGCGAGGGUGCACAGUCACCAGACGAGCUGUCCAUGAACGGCUCAGGAAUCCUGGCGUCGUCUGCACCGCUGGGUAAGGAUCAAACACUCCAACGACCUAGGUUCUCCGGCCAGGCACACCGCGAAAGCUACCACGGAUCUAGGGCUCUUAACAUGUAUUCUCCUGCCCGUCAACAGUCACAACAACGGCGGUACUCGUUCGCGACGGCCGCAGGACGUCGUAACAGCAGCAGCAUCGCUCAACAACUGUAUGGGGCACGCCCAAGCGAGGAGUACGACGACGACCUCGAGGAGGGUGACUUGGGCUACGCCGCGGCGGAGGGCAUGGAGGGCAACCAACGCAAGGUCAUUGUGGAGAGGCUGGAGCCGGUCAAAGCCAGGAACCCGGUUUUCACCUGUUGGUGA